Xyrichtys novacula (pearly razorfish) is the source of this 33120-nucleotide messenger RNA. The record is from the annotation of a GenBank genome assembly. NCBI's taxonomy places the organism in Eukaryota, Metazoa, Chordata, Actinopteri, Labriformes, Labridae.
UGGAGCCUUGACAUUUUUAGUCUCUAUAUGUGUUUGUGUGUCACUGUGCCGCUUGACAUUUUAGUCUUCAGGCUAUAUAUGCAAACCCUUUUCCUACACCCCCACUUGUGUUUAAACAUGCUUGUAUAUAUUCCUUAUAAGAGAGAAACUAACAUAGAUGUCUGUUACAGUUUGUUAACUCAACACUGACCUGGUUACUAAUAUUUUAGACCAAAUAGUUGUUUUAAAAUAGAAUAAAAAGCCAUAAAACAAAUGCUGGGUCCAAAGCCAAGGAAUAAAAGUGGUUUUUUAGACGGGUUACACAACCUAUACUAUACUAGAAAAUAAUCAAGUUAAUAAAAUCCUGACUUUUAAUAACAAUACUAACAAUAACUUUAUUUGUAUAGCACUUUUAAAAACAGAAGUUUACAAAGUACUUUGACAUACAGUCAUAGAGCACAUGAAAAGAGACAGCUAAAAACAUUUUCAUAAGGAACCCAGACAAUACAAGAACCAUGCAGCAUAAAAUGAAACCAUGAAGACCAAAAUAAAAACAAUAAAGUUAAGAAAAAAAGGAAAAUGCAAUUAAAAGGGGGGGUCGAAAGCGGAAACAGAAUAGUAAAUAUAAAAGGCAAUAUCAACAAUGAUGAUAAAAUAAUAUCAGGUAAUCCUGAUAAUGAUAGUAAUGAUAAAAUAGAGCAACAGAAAUGAGCAAGCGAUAAAACAAUAAAAGGCCUGAAAGGUUCAAGACAACUCUAUUUGCCACUUAUUCUAUAUAAGUCCAAAUAGAUCACUUAUAAUUGUCGUCAAAUCCUUUAUGUUCAGCAGUAAUCUGGAGUUAAACACUGUAAAAAUAGGAUAAUAUACAGCGUGGUUACUACUGUAUAAAGGGGGAAAACAAAAGCAGAUUUAAUUGGCUUAUUCCGCACUGUCCCUAAUAUUGACCAAUUACAAACACAAGUGGGCGGGGCUUGUAACUUCAUUUUUUCUGUGUUUUUUCUAUCGGCAGAGGAGGGAGGGGUUUGUCCGGAGCGUGUUGUUGUCUGUUACAGCCGGGGACGAGCAGAGCUGCCAAGGUCGGUGAAAGUACUCCUCACAGCCACACUUUGGUUUAUUGAAUCUGAAGAAACACUGCCUAAAGACACGUAAAGGUAAGUUUCAAAGCCGCAACAACUUUUUUAUCCGUGUUUAGUCGGCGCUGAGCUGAACCUUACUGUACACGGUGUUUAGCCGAAUUGUGCAUCCCGUUAAAUCAGUGACUGUCAAACGAGUUCACAUGGGAAGAGAGAUGCCGGGGGAGGAAACGCUGAGUUGCUAGCGAACGUUACAGCGUUGAGUGUGUUUUCGGCGGGUGUUUAAACCCUCUGCGAGUAUGAAAAGACUCUUUUGUAUCACCACUUAAAAGUUGGAAGCUAAUCCGUUGAUUAAUUAGUUUUUACUCAGUGUGUUUGACAGGAGAACCGACGGCUAACAGGCGCUCUGGCUAGCAGGCAAACUUAGCCACGCUACAUCUGAGUUUCCUCGAAGCAAGUAUGUUGAUUUAUCGAGGUUUAUUCCUCUUAAUUUUCUACAUGACCCUAUUACGACCCUUUUUAUACUCCAUCUUAGCUGUGUAACGUUAUUGUAAACCUGUAAAUAUCGGUAUACAUCAUUAAAUGCAUACUGGUAGGUGUUUUGUGAUUGUCUCAGCCUUUUUAACCUGUAGAAAACCCUUUUAUCAUAAUUAAGUUAAACCUUUUCUUGUUUCAGAUGGUCUUAUUGUCUUGUUUGUUUCUCUUCUGUUGUCAUGAGCUGUUUAAGUGACUCUGUAAGUGACUCUGUUUUGCCACAGUGGGUGUAUCUGACCUCAGAUUUAAUAAGCUGCAGCAACAAUAAUACAUUAUUGAUCUUUAUAGGCCUGUAUUAUGAGUCAUUUCAGCCUUUUGCAUGAGUGGUGCUACUGUAAAAUUGGUUAGUCAUGAUUAUUAUAUGACUAAGGACUUUAAAAGACAUCAGCCUCUGAGAUUGGUUGUGAAAAUCACCAAAUACAAGCUCACAUGUCAAGACUCAUCAUCAUUUCCCCCCUUUCUUUCUUUCUUUCUAAAAUACCAGUUUUUAACUCUUCUGUGACUUGUGCCUUUUUUUCCCCCUAUGCACCGAAAUGGCGCUCUUUUGUCAAGAGGAGACAGACAGCAACAGCUGCGCUCCUCGACCACAGUGUGCAUACUCCUGUGUGCUGACGUGUUUUGUUUCAGUGGGUAUGCUGGGCUGUAAUUGCAGCAUUAAUGGAAUGCAUGCAGAAUUGUACGACUGAGACAUACCGGACAAUGGCUGUUGUGGCCAAACCUGAUCUCUCCUAAAAAGAAGUUCAAAUGCUUUGCAUGUUUUUUGCAUGGCCUCGGGCAGUUGUGUGUCUUUUUGUCUUCACUUUUACUUAACUGCUGACAAGUUAGAGCGUGCACAGCUAUAUGGAAGAUGCAGUAAAACAUAAAAAGCAUCACAUACACUACAGGCGAAAAUUUGGAAGCAAGAUCAGAUUUGUACAAAAAAAGAUCAUAGUUUCAUUAAUAUACUUUGCAACACGAUAAACAUGACAAUUGUGUAAAGAGUAACUUAUCAGAAGAUAUUUUGACUAUAAUUAGUAGGUAUUUGAGUUAUUGUUGCUAAGGUAUGUUCCAGGGAUUGCAUUCCAAGCUUUCCUAAAUUCAUUAAAAAGAUACUGCUGAUUCGUGGGAGGCGUUUUUCUGACCGAUUGAUCCAAUUCAUGACCUUUCUGGAGAUAUUGGAGAAAGGUCUGGAGACUGAGGGGGCCAAACCAUCUUUUGGAGAACACCUUCCUCUUCUUUUUUGUCUAGGUAACCCUGACAGAGUUUAGCAGAAUGCUUAGGGUCAUUGUCUUGCUGCAAAACAAACUUGUGAUCCUCAAGUCUGAGUCCAGAUGGAACAGCAUUGUGCUGGAGGAUGGAGUGGUACUGUCCCUUCAUGAUACCCCUUACUUCAAACAAAUCCCAAAAUAUAUACAACUCAUGCUGGAUUGUAAAAAAAGCACUGUGAACAAAAACUUGAAGUUACUCCCAAUUGUUUUGCCUGUAAUGGCCUUGCUUCCAACCUUUUGGCCUGUAGUGUAUGAUGAAGCAGAUUUAAUACGUUGGCCCAUCUGAGUCGUAGGUCUCAUCUUCCUGCACACUUGUUAGGCCAUUUCUGUCUGAAGUUGCUCAUGAACCCUGUUGAGGUUUCACAUGCAGAGCUGAUGCAAGGUGUGGAACUGUCACGGAGGAUAAUGUCUGACUUCGCAACUUUUCUCAGGCUGUGAAAGCAGCGUAUUUAGCUUGACUUCGCUCAACCGUCACCGACGGAGCAGAAUAAAAGUGCACUUUUCAUUUUCUCACGGCACAGUAUUUGUGUCAGUCACAGAAAAACAGGAUAUAGCAUCACACACCCUCUCAAACGGUGGCAUUUUCUCACAUUGUGGUUUCAGUUUGCUGUCACGUUUUUAGUGUGUAAGAGAGAGCUUUUGUCCCACAAUAAACACAUUUAGUAAAAACUGAAAAACACCCCGAAUACCAGUCGUAUAUUGUGUAUAAGCUGCCAGAGCUCUCACUUGGUAAUGCAAGUAAACAUGAUGUAUGGUGUCAUGUAGCAGUCUGGUUUGGAAAAUGGAGAUAAAGAUGCCGGCUGUGUUGAAAUGAAUGUGCAUAUAACCAGGUGAAGUAAUGUGCAGCAAGCAAUAGCAAGUGAGCAUCAACCUGCAGCAAAGACUGAGGAUUAGGGACACUUGGCUGACGAAUUUGACAUUAUUUACCAUCAUAUCCCUCUGUUUAGCUGUGCAACUUUGACUGUUUUCUGAGGAUGUUAGAUGUUGGAGGUUAAAUUUAUUGGUUGCUUUAGAAAAUCCCUGGUCUUAAUUGUUCACUAAGUGUUUCCCUAGAUCAAAUUAUCCAUCAGGAAAUCUAGACAGAAAAACUAAAUGAAGUAGUUUCACAUUAGAAAUGAAAAUCGGUACUUCUCUGACACUUUUCAUCGAGGUUUCAGGGCUAUAAGCUGAACUGCAGCUGACUUUUCCUCGCCUCGCUUGCAGCUGUCCAUCAAUUCUUCAUCUGGCUUCACUGGUUUCUUCUUGCGGGUUUAAGUCCUUCAACAUCCAGUAUGUUUUACCUUAUAACUUCAGGCCGACUGGCUGUUCUGUUUCUGCUGUGAUGUUAAACUUGAACUAAAACUUCUCCAGAUAUCUGCAGCUCUUUUGUGUUUCUAGUCUAUGAAUCAGAAGUUUCUUUUGUUCAACUUAAAUCACAGAGGAUUAUUCUUCCAACAGAUCCUGCUCCAACGCCAAGUCUAAUAUUUGAUGUUAGAUUUUAGCUAAACAAGCAGUGGGAAGUGUUCCUCUAUCUGUCUUUAUACUUGGUGCCAACCGAGGUUAGCCUGCAGCACUACGAGGCUGUCUCUGGCACGUUGGACUACAUAAUUAUUUCUGUGUAGAAAUUUGGCCGAAAAUGUUUCUUCCUCCAUUCAGCUGUAGACUGAAAAUGUAGAAAGAAAAACACAAAUAGAAAGUGGAAACUGUCCAGUGAGUUGAAGUUAUGGUCAGAGUUUACAGGUUUAAAAGGGCAAAGGUCAGUGUAAACCUCCGGAGUGGAUUUAUGUCUCAGCUUAUGGCUGUGUUAUGCAGCAGUACCUUUCAGAUGAAGCUGUUUUCACCUGUUUUAAUUAUUUAAUUCAACAGAAGCAAACUAAAAUCCCCGAGUUCUUCAGCUCCUGUUGUCGACCACUAAUCAUCCAGUUUACUGCCACCGGUCACCGCUGACUCAGCCAAUCCUGCCAUCUGGGCUGGAACCGAAAACACAACAGACUUCUCACUGGCUCUAGAGCCUCAGAUGCUCAGCUAACAGAUUGUAUGUGUGUGUGAGGGUGUGUGUGUGAGGGUGUGUGUUUGUGUGGCAGUGAGAGAAAGCUUUAACAGUAAUAUUUGGCCACAAGAUUUAUGAUUACAGAGGGUGUGAAAACCUGAAAGAAUAUGUAAAAUUCAGGUUUUGAUUCAGGCGUUUUAAUUCAGAAUGUUUGAUUUUACAAAAAGUCAAUUAAGUCAAAAAAUGUUGGUUGUUUAAGUUCAGUAUGUUCAGCAUAAGAGAUGACUUUGUAGAUGAAAGUUAAAACAAAGACGUUUAGCAAACUGUUAAAAUACACAAACCAUCGUCAUUUGAGAAAUCGGACGCUAUGACUCUCCACAAUUCAGGUCGUUAUCUUUGUAAUGUUUGUGUUUUUAUCAAAAAGCACUAUGUUCUCCGACACGUAAAUAAUCAACCUGUCGGCCAUGUUGGAUAUACCGGUGAAUCUGAUGUUGCAACAACACGAAAUCUGAUUGGUCAGAAGUGGACACACAGUAUGCGAAAUUCGACCGUGAUCCAAAAAAAUAAAUGCCACAAUAUCGCAGGACGGGAAAACGUCGCUGAUUUGAACGCUUGUAUUGUCUGAAAUAAUUGCAGGAAAAAAACGGUCGAUGUUUUGCACAUUAAUUAUAGGAAAAGUAUUAAAGUCUUGAUGUGCACACAGACACUGAACAAUUUCUCUUAGCUGUCAUUGGCAUUUUGCAGAAGCAGCAGCUGUUGAUAAUAGUCAAGAUCACCUUCACAUUUCUUAAAUUUCAUUGUUUUUUCUGAGUUAAAUGAAGUACAUUUUAUGAUAUCAGAUUCCUUUAUGUUUUGGGUUUGUCAUCUCCAUGCUCACAGAAAGUCCAGACUUGGCGUGAUCUCCUUCACUAGGAUCAGAUGAGUAAAAGAUACCUGAAGUAUGUUAAACCCACUUCGUAGUACCGGCCCAAUCUCAGCUCUCAGAACAGCCUCUCUCCACACUUUCACACUAACAUACAAUGAUGAGAAAUGUCCUCCAGUCAAAUUUCUCCAAUAUUUCUAUUCGUCAGCUGUCCUCGAUCCCCUCCUGUUUUCAUUCCUCUCAGGAAAUUAGUUUUUUUUUCUGCGCCGUCAACCGUGGCCGUGUCCCAGUAAAACAUCAUGCGAAUCAAACCGUCCGCUCCAAGUUCCUGUUUUACCCCAAACUGCCCGUCUGCCUGUCUCUUAAUCUGCCUGUCUGUGAGAAACGAGUGUGUGUGGAACUGCACUGCUUUAUGACCCCGCACACUUCCCGCUCACGUUUCACUUUUUAUACUCACAUCCUGUCAGAGGGACAACAGCGCUCUGUAAGUCUGUUUUCUGCUCGCUCGUAUUGUGCUCUCAAUGGUUGGCAUUGUUCGGAUUCUUACAUUUAUUAACUGUCAAUUUCUCCGGUCUGACUUUUACUGUGUUUUCUUUGUUUAUUUUUGUGUUAUUGUUUCAGACUGACAUUAUUUUUGCUUGAUUCAAAUCUAAAUCACUUAUUUUUCUCUCCUUUCUUGGUUGAAGUUUUCUUCUUUUGGCCCCUUUAACCUGUGGAGUUUAAUCCUCUGUUCUGUCAGACGAGCAACCUGUUGUUUUUGAAGUCUAAAUGGAGAUACAACAGGGUCAUUUAUAAUGCUUACCAUCUGUCCUAUCAAUUUUGGGCAAACUGCUUCCAACGAGGGGUUUCUUUGCUUUGGCAGUGCAUUUAUGUGCAAAUGCCCAAAGCAUCCCUUUUUUCUGGGCCACUGGAAAAUUGGAAAGCCUUGGAAAUCCUGUUGGACUACAAAGUGAGUUUGAAACUUUUGCGAGACAGAGUUAAUCACUGAAUUAUUCUGCCAUAUUCCUAAUUUUUAUGUCGGUUUAAACACUUCUGAGACAAUACGUGGUUAAAUUACAUGCAAGCCACUUCCUGUUGACGGUUGUGAGGCUUAUAAUAAAAUAUGCAUCUCUGGCAGACCCGCAGGAGCUGGAUGCAUUGAAUAUUUCAGUUUCACCUUGAAAGAGAUUAGUGAAAUAAUAACUGUGUGCUGCUGCUGCUGCUGCUGCUACUCUUGUUUUUCUGCAUUUCAACAGCUGGCAGGAGGAUCUUGGCCUCGGGUUUUUGCAGCACAUUCACAGAUCUCCACAGGUGCUUGGAUCUGGAGACUUAGAGCUGUUUAUCGUGGAUGAAAAAGCUGAAGGUCUGCUAGAACAUGACAGGGAUAUAUCUCCACAGAUAACCAGUGACUGACGGAGUAAAGCGUAGAGUGUGUCAAAACUGACUUGCUGUGUUUGUGUGUGGGCGUGCAGGCUGCAAAGUGAUGGCUUAAACUCUGACCCUGAUUUCUGUAUCUUGGGAUUGUGAUGGUUUAUAUCGAUAUGUUGUUUUUCAGUUUGAGAUCUGCAAAAAACAGUGCUACGCAAACGGCACAUCUAUGCAUAAGCUGAUCAUGCAUCGUAAAAACCUGUGAUGUCCCUUUUGUGGUAAUACCCAGUGUGCGAGGCCUUUUCUCCGACUGUGUGAUUUGCACAGGCUCCUGUAUCCGUUUCUGCGUGUGUUGUUUUCAAGACUUGGCGUACGAAGCAGGGACUCGGUUUCCACAGCAUGCAGACUUGGAGAAACGAAGUGAAGACAGUACGAGGAGGAGGAGGAGGAGGAAAAAAUUGGCCUAGAUACGUUGCAUGACUAACUAAGCGUGUGCACUUGAUCUUGUCCUCGGUCGAGCCUGGAGACCCGUCUGGUGACAGAGACCAAAGGCACGCUCUGAAAAGGUCAAGUAUCGUCUCUGAGACCAUUCUGCUGUGAUUAGUGCUGAUCCCUCAGUGUGUCCACAGAAAGACAGAAAUAGGUUUUGUUUUCAUGAGGAACACUCCUGCGUUGGUAUAGCCUGUUGUUGUUUUUUUUACCCAGGGGCCUUUUCUUCUGAGCUGUGAACAGUCUCAUGUAGAAGACUACUGCCUGGUAUAAACACUGUCAGUUUUGAGUGGCACUUUUACUUGCAAAGGUAUGUGACAGCAUUAGCAUGUUAUAAUAAGGUGACCAGACAUCCAGAGCGGGGGUUAUGGUCUGCAUGAUCACAGACACAGACAACAACUCAGUACUACUUAGUAGCAGCGUAUGCCCCCCAAUAACCCCCCAUAAAAACUGUUGUUCAGGAAUGCGCACAACAUGCUUACUUGCGCUUCCGACCUACUCGGCUACCACAAUAACCGUUGUUCAGUCUACAUGCAACUUUUUUUUCUGUCAUGAAACGCUUAAAUUGGGGACAUUUCCAGGGAGCUAUAUUUUUUUUUCCAGAGGAUGGUAGGGCAAGGUCCCGCCUCCUUCAUAUCUGAUUGGCUAGAAGUGCUGGGCUCGAAUGGGUUAGUCCUUAUGGCUGUGAAGUGUUAUGGUCCGUCAGGUUAGGGUUAGGAGAUUCAGAAUUGCAGUAAUGUUCUUUUAAUGUUCCGUUUUAUGUAGAGAGCACGGCUUGAGUGUGUGAUGAAGUUUCACAGCCAUAAAGAGUAACCAACCGGAGCCCAGCUUUUCCAGCCAAUCAGAGGCAAAGGAGGCGGGACCUUCCCCCUACCAUCCUACGAAAAAAAAUAUUGCCUCUGGGGACAGCCUUAGCCGGGGACAGGUCAUCCAAAAUGGGGACUGUCCCCGAAAAUCGGGAAUGUCUGGUCUCCCUUACAGCAUUUGCAUGUAAUCAUAUGUUGUAAGUUGAACCGCUCGAAAUAAAAACAAAUAUUCAGCAAACCCCCAGACGUUGAUUAACAUGGACACUUUUUAAUCUUCAAAACAUCCGUCUCCAGCUGCCUCCAGUGGGUUAGGUGAAUCCAAAAUGAUGAAAACAAGGGGGAUGAUCUGAAAACACCCCUAUAAGCCCUUGGUACGUUCCUCCUGAUGAAAUUAACCAUAGACUGUAAAUUGACGUGGAAAAAAUUCGAGACUACCAGUCAGAAUUUUGGUCGACUCAGCACAUUUUGACCAAUUAGUCGACUAGGACUUUACAGCCCUAAAAUGAACUAUAUUACUUUUUAUUUUAUCACUAUGUAGUCUUCAUGUUCAAGAAGUCAGGAUGUGUGAUGCAGGAGGAGGCUAAGACUGAGGUGCAGGAAGACAAGGCCUGUUGAAGCUGUUUGGCUAAGCCCUGAACCGAUUCCUGUGGAAAUGAGCGGAGCAUAUGUGGGACUGCUUCAGCUCAGCUCACCCAAACCUCACCCUUUUGUUCCCCCAAAUCCACAGCAGCUUGACUGUAGAAGAAUGACAAGCUGUCAUCACAGAAGAUGAGUGUUCGGUGCAGCAGGAGGAGGUGGAGACGUACAUUUGUCGUCAUAAGAUGGUCAUGAUGAAGCAAACUUAAGGGCCCGGUCCUUUUACUUCCUCCAGGAGAGCUGAGUCUGUGCUGGCUUCAUUCAUUCCUGCUGGUCUUCCUGCUAAACUAGCCGAUGAUGGCUGCAGAUAGAGUUGAGUUGCCUGAUCUUCUUAUCCAGCUCUGUGCAACAAAGCUUAUAAGCUUAUUGGCCAAAUUGUCGGACUAUUCCUUCAGCAUUCAAGAAAAGGGAAGGCAAGGAAUAUUGUUGCUUUUAAAUCGACCCGUGUUUAGCCUGUAUUUGUCGUACUUUGAUAAAAAUAAAUCUGAUCUUUGCACACACAAUACCCAUAACUGAUUAUAAAUGCUGUUCCCCAGCUUCUGUUCGCAGGGCGGAAGUACCCAAGUUCGUCCCCCCGAGAAGAUCCCUUCAUACUCUCACAUACACACUCUGUAACAUUAGUUUCACAUAAGAGUCAGUCACACGCAGACAUGGUCCUCUUUGUAUCUUCAGUGCUGCUGCCAUGCAGAGCUUGACAGAACAGAAGUGGCAUUGAGCAGAGAUGUAGGAGGAAUUUCUACGCCUGGAGUCCCCACUCUCUGCUGCAGUAGCUGCUAGAAACAGCCAGCCACUCUGCCUCCUCCUCCUCCUCUCUAAAUACCAAACACCCUCCUUCACUUUCCUACUUGCUUUGCCCUGAUUUCUUUUCCUCCGUCCAUUGUUCUCUCUUCAUGCACUCUUAUGUGCCUUGGCAGUCUAUCUCUCCAUAUCCCACUUUCUCUUUUCUCAGCACUGACAGAAGCCUCGGAGUUGUUUACUAUGUCCACACAGACUCCCCUCCCUCUCCUCCUCAGCUCUGUGAACUGAAAAGAAGAAGAAGAAGACCACUGUGAGUGUUUGUCUCUGUGUCCCUCUCUCUCUACAUCAGAGGCCAGAUGUGUAGGAGGGAUAGUGGUAUGUUUGUAAUGAGCAAGUGUAAAAUUAGGCAGCGGGCCCAGCUGAGUGAACCACAGGGUACACGGAGCCAGCUGCUAAACAGAGCCGAGGACCAGACUCAGCGUUUUGUUUCCCUGUUUGUGCUGCGUUUUGUGAUAUGGGAUGGAUGGGAGCAACUUGACUUCACUUCACGAGCGAGUCCUGACUCUCUGAGGGUUCUCCAGAGUCCUCAGCGCGCAGUCAGCGGACCGGAUCACUUGGAUCCUACGCUGGUAUGUUUGAAGAGGAAGGAUAAAGAGUGUCAACGAUACAGCGGAGUAAAGCAAGGCUGCCAUUGUGGUGGUGCUGGGCAGGUUUCCCCUUCUCCACCCAGCCCACCCUUUCCCCUGCUCCCCCCGGCCUGUGUCCAUAUUAGGGAAAAACUCAGCCAACCUCCCCUAAAGCUGAGCUCAACCCUCCACCCCCCACCCCCCCCAACAACGCCCUGCUGUCACAUUUGCUUCAGCGAAGGGAGCCUGAGGGAGACGGAGCUCCCCUAACCCAAUUUGAAGGCCUGUUUUCCUGGCCAGUCAAAACAGCAGAAGCAUUUUAAAAAUGGAUGCAGAGCACCAAGGCCAGUCGAUUGUUUUGUUUUUAUAAUCUACAUUUUAAAUAUGUCUUUACUUUAACAGAUCUUGACUUCUUAUUGUUUCUCUAUGUGCAAACACCUUUAAUUUCAGUUCCCCCAGAAUAAUAAAACCAUCAUCUCGGCUGUUUUUGCAACCGUGCGUUUACACUGCCAUCAUUAAUAUCAAUUUGUAGGUCAUUUAUGCUACUGAAUACCUAAUUGUAUUCCUAGUAGUGUGCUAUUAUGGUCCCACGGUGCUUCUUUUAUGACUCCUUCAGGGUACAUAAGUUUCUGGAGCAGAGCAGAAACAACACCCAGCGGGGUCUGAGGUAGCGCGAUAUUCUCGGUUUAGACUCGGUCGCUUUUGUUUAAGGAUCACAGGGUAAAAAAAUCUCACCAGUGGGAUUAAAAAAUCUCCCAAAAAACAAGCAGUAAAGUUAAGGUACUUUGUGUAGCACUGGUAGACACACUACCUAAACAAUUGGUUUUUGCCUGUCUGUCAUUUUCCGAGAGAUUCCCAAACAGAAGUUAUUUUGGGUCUUUGGUGUUGACUUUGGUUUUUCUUUGGUUUAUACAAAGUCUCUCUCAGAGGAAACGGGUCGACUUGAAGGACGUUAGGAACUUUAGAGGUAGAGCACAGACAUGUUGGAGCUUAAACAGUGAAAAUUGUUGAAAUAAAAGGUACAAUCAAAUCACAUGUGAACUCAUAAUUUAAAAGAGUUUGGUCAAAGUGUUUCAGAGUUAGCACAACCUGGAUGGUGGAUACUAUACCCACUUUAUCCAGUUACUUAUUUGUCUUUUUAUCGAAAAAUUAGGUACAAAAUUUUAAAAGUAGGGAGGUGAUCAUGGCGGACGCUGGUGUUGGGUGGUAUGAACAAAAUCUUAUAUUAUGAUAUGAGUAAUUUCAUAUCACGGUAUGUUUUCCCCCUGUAAAUUAGAUUAAUGUCUUUAAAAUAAGCAAACUGUCACAUUUGUUCAUUUUCCUUUUAUUUUUAAACUCGGAUUUGUAAACAAAUGUAAACAAAAUGCCAAGUUAGUUUUCUUGUAUUGCACCAAACUCUGUCCAGAUUGCAGUGUUGCAAAACUCGUAUCAAAUCUGGUUUUACACGCUUCGCUGUAUUGAGCCCGUGAAACUGGUGUUCAUGCAAUCCUGCACGCUUAAACUUGCAAACUGAGACAGCGCACGAUUCACAAUGACCCUGUCCAACCAAGAAUGUAAACACUGGACAUUAACUUGGCUAUCAUGGGUCAGUUUUCCUGUGUUAAGCUUUUUGCACAAACCAAAUUACAAUGUAAACUGACCUGGAUCGUUUUAGACUUAGAAGUGGAGCGAUUGGUCUGCAGUGAGGCUCAGCAAUGACACAGGACUUCCUUUACUGCACAGCAAAUGACAAAAACUUCAUUAUUUUCUGCAGUGAUGGGCAGAGCUUUGGUCUCUUAAAGUUUGAAAUAUUUAAAUCAAGUUUAUUCUGUCCAAAUUUCUCCCCUCCAAAUGCUUUUUGUGACACUUAUGAAGUCUGAAGAUUUGCUAAUUGUCACCUGACUGUGAGGAUGUAAACUGGAGCCAAAUUCCUGUAACUGCAGAUCAGGUUCAGCUGGCUUGGAGUUUUUGAAAAACAACAGCAGUUCCUGUUACCUUUUAGAAAGAGUUCUUGUGGGUUCCAGCACCAUUAGCAUAAUGGGACCAUUGUACGAUUCUUUGAAAGUUUCUCACCUUAGUUUUUGGCCUCAGGUAGGAGCAUAGUGCUGUGAUUUAGCAAAGAGGGGGAACUGUGCAGAAGAAUAAAACAGUCCUGAUAUAACUGUGGGGUUAGACUAAUAAAGAGAAGAAGCUUAACCUGAAAAGGAACUUCACACAGUUCCCAUACUGCUCAGCCUGCCCGGGUUUAACGUCUUUCUCUCUUGUUUUUGGUUCGUACAGACAGAGCACACAAACCCAUAUCCUGUUCCGCUGAACGCCAGUUCACGAUGUUGACAAUGAAUGAGAGGUUGUACUCGCACAAGUGUGACUUCUUUCAUUUUCUUGUUGUGCACGUUCUUCUUUUGUGGUUCACAUGCAUCAUCUUUGCCAGGAAUAGAACUGAGGACACGAGUGACGCAUACAACCAGCUCUGAACAGUAUGUAAUACUCCUGCUCAAUAUUGCAAUGAUGAUUUGUUGUGUGGUAAUAAAUACUGGAGUGCAACAGGACAAGUUAUAAACAACAAAUUGUAGUUUUCUGCUGUUUUGCAAGUUUGGCACACGGCUAAAUCAUCAUGACUUCUUUUUUUACUCUUCACCUUCCUCAGCCAUUAGAGUGUUAUUAUUAUAAUUAAGUAUUUUUGAGCAAUUUUUAGCCUUUAUUGACAGAAUAGAGUGAGAAUGGGGAGGACAUGCAGCGCAUGGUCUGGGCCGGACUCGAGCCCGCAAUCACUGCGGGGACCAUGGUCCCUAUGUAUGGGGCGUGCUAACCCGCUCAGCCAUCUGCGCGCACCUAGCCAUUAGAGUACUUUUAAUUAAUUGAAAUGUAAUCAUUUGUAGAUUUAAGGCUAGCUUAGGGCUGGGCGAUAAACCGAAAAUAUACCAAUACCAACAUUUAUGACAAUAACCGACCUCAUUUUGGUCGUAGGGGUAAAUUAUGUGUCAAAAAAAUACAGUUUUUUUGGAUACGUGCAGGUAGGCUCUGGUCUCAUGUCUCUUUAAGACACUGUCCUAUCUCCAAGACGUGACUCCACCCCAUCCAGUCCGUAACAAAGAGGAAAAGACACAACGGUUCAAAAGUUGUAGCGGCGGCUGAAGUAGACGAAGUUAAUGUGGGAGGGGAUAAGCAGCUUGUGGAGUAGUUAUCGUCCAUUUAUCUUUAUCGAGAUGAACUGUUCGAUAUAUCGUGAUAUUGAUUUGAGGCCAUAUCGGCCAGCCCUAGGCUUUCUGCAACCCUAAAGGCUCCAACUACUUCAGUACGUCCAAACAGGGAUACUCCAAGUCUCCAGUUUCCUUGUCCUUUUAACCUAAAAAUAACCUAAUUUAGCCUAAUUUACUAAACACUAUUUAACCAGGUGUAGCUUACAUGAACAUAGCCUCUAUCACUACCAGAAAGAUUUCACAGAUAAACAUCUCUCUGGUUCAGUGAUAAGACAGUAAUCUAACCAGACAAAACUUUCAUAUCUGAAUUUUUCAGAUCAGGAAACAGCUCCAGGUAGUUGUGUUGUAGUUGUGCAACAUCUUGGACCCGGCACAUAACUUCUGGAAAGGCUGCUCUCGUCUAUUUCAGUCUGUUUUGCUCCUCACUAGAACUUUAAAUUAUAAAGAAAAGGAGAGGUUAGAGAUUCUCUUUCUUUCCCUUCCAGCUGACUGUAAAUCCAUCAUCCAUUCAUCAGCUGUUGCUAUGCAGAAAGGAAGAUGCUCCCGAGUUGUCACACACAUGCACACAUUCAUUACUCGGUCUUCCAGCCCAUUGAACCUCCAUUGAGGUUUAACCCUUGCUUGAACCCUCAGAGGGUGUCUGCAGUGUGCAGAUGUGCCCCUUCCCUCCAAAACCUAUUCUUUGCGUUCACGUCAGCCCAACAAACACGCAGCCUCAAACACUCGUAUAUCUCCUCUAUUUGUCUGAAAGUGAAAGCCAAAGGUGGUAACUCCGGAGACGUCUGCUCGCUCGUAAAUCUGCUCGCAGGCUCCACUCGCGUGACCCCAAGCGUUGGAAAUAUGCGUUUUCCAGUUGUGGAGGAGACGCUCAUCCAAGUAAAUAAUUGAUUUACAGGUUCAAUCCUGGAUUUCUGCAAACGUCAACAGCUGUCACGCUAUGCUGGGUUUAUGCUGCGGUGCUCUGUCUGCAGUUUAAUGGAGUAUGUUAUGGAGCGAUAGAAACUGACUCGACUCAGAGUUCAGUUUGUAAGCUCAGACAUUACCUUCUCAUAGCUGAUAGUGAGUGAGAGACAGCUUAAAAACACUAAAGAAGAAACUGGAUUCUCAUUUGUGUUCAGACUGAAUGGGAAUCCGAGUUCAUUUUUAAGAUGGAAGCUGAAUUGUAGAGCACGUCUCGCUCUAAACUGGGUCGUGGCCUAUUUCUCGCCUCAGGACAAGAAACUGUUCUUGCCGGGGGACACCCGCUCAGCAGAAGUCAUCUGUGGACGCUAUCUCUGAGAAUCAAGAGGAGCUUGGUUUUGUUUUGAGCAGCAGAUGAUUUUUGUAAACUCUCUGCCAUCACUGGGAGAAGAAAAACAGGAUCUUCUGUCCUAAACAGUGUCUCAGCGGUAAAGUUAAUCAUCUGCACAUUCACCCUCGGCUCCUUCAUCCUACCUGCUGAAGACUCCUCGGGCAAAAUACGGUUUCUCCUCUCUUAUCAAAGCUGAUAUUUUCUAACAAAGUGAACUGAGAUACUCUGGAUUUAUGUUCUUGGUAAAACAACAGGAAUAACACAGAAUGGAUAAUAAUCACGAUAAUACUGACACGGAUUAAAACUUGUAUCAUCCUCACACCUGAUUGAGUAAACCUGCCGUGAAAUCCCUUUCCUUGAAACUAACAGUGUUUCAAUUAUAAAGCCUGUUUGUUGUAAUGGUCUUUUACGCAGCGCUGAUGUUUGCUGAUGAUGAGGAAAUGUGAAAAACAGAGGAAAUUGUGGAAUUUGUCAAAAGAAGGAAACUCAAAGGUUGAACAAUGUGGAGAUGUCGUAGAGAUAUAAAGCUGUUGAGUCACUUUCAGGCUCUGAGAUUGAGUCGAGGGUUUGAGGGGUAUUUUAGAAAUUCAAGUUUCUGCCUCGAAUUGUCAUAAUUUUUAAAGUAAGUCUUUCGUUUGGUGAUUGGCGUCAUUUUUUUAGUCUGUCUGUUCCAAGAAUAAAGGAGAAAGUUUCACACAGUAGAUGAGUGGAGUCACUCCAGGUUAAAUGAGUAUUAAUAGCAGAUGUUUGGCUGUCAGAAUAUUCAAGAAUAACACAGUUAAAUGAUUAAAAGCAUUAGUUAUGGCUUGAUAACUAUAGUUUGGAGAGCUACAGGUCAGACUGUGCUGGUUAAUUAGCCUGAGCGCUGAUUUACUUUGAGUUUUCAGUCAUUUUUAGGCUGAUGUUGGAAAUACAAACACAAUCUGAAGGCACGGUUCUUGAUCUGAUGAAACUUUUGCAUAUCGACGCUUUUUCGUUCUGCAAGAAGACAUGGUGUAAGAUGUUUUUGAUUAGAUUUGCAAUCAGUUCUUUCACAAACUGCAGAUUAAAAAAGGAGUUUUCUUUUUUUUUUGUUUUAAGAUCAGUUCAGAUUUGCUCUACUUCAGUCACUCCACUUUCUUUUUCGCCGUUACAACAAUCAAGUCUUUCUUUCUGUUUUAAGACUUUAUUCAAACGCACAAGUUUUAACGUCUAAUCUGAUCCCUCUCAGGGUUAUUUGUCCUGGUCUUCAUCACACGCAUUGCACUCUUCCUCCGUCUCCCUUUCUUUAACCCGGUAGGUUUGGCGUUCACCUCUCCGGGCGUUGAACCAGAAGUGACAGCAGCUUUCACCACACACCUUCCUCUUUUCUAAACUGUUGAAGAACAAAGUGUGUCUGUUCCCUCAGGGGUUCCACUCUGCCGUGUUUAUGUGCUUCCCCCAUUUAAAUGAAUGUCACCGCUGUCACUAUGGAAACAGAUAGCUGUUAGACACAGGGUGCGUGAAUAUGACAAGACUGUUAAUGUUUUCAUGCACGAUCAUGAAAAGGAAAUUGUCCCAGGUUGAUUAGAAAUAUAAACUUGUGUAUUUAUGCAGCUUACGGAAGAGUCUAAGGAUUUACAGAAUUUCAUUAUUUGCUUUUUAUUUACUUUCCUUAACUGCUCUUGAGUUUUGCAAAUCAAGUAUCCAAAGAGGAUAGAAAACACUGACUCUUUGUUUUUAACAGACAGUUUGCAUGCCAAGCUUUUACCUGGAAGCUUAACCACACAAAUGCUAUGUUGCAACCAUGGCACAAUAUUUGCAUUUUUCCAUUUAGAGUGUGACAAAACAAAAUGAACUGACUGGAUUAAGAAGGGUGCAAAAUAAUUUGUAUUUAUAGGCGUUUUUGAUCAUGCACCUUGUCCUUAAAGGCCACUGUUGCUCCAUCGACAGAAGGGUUGAGCGAGGGAGUACUUCAGUCUAGAAAACAUGAGUUAGAUGUCAUAUAAUACGUCUAUUUCUACAAACUGUACCUUUAAUCCUGGUUUACAAAUCUCACAUUGUCUCUUAAGUUCAGUUGCAUUACUCUUCAUGACAGUGCAGAGGUUUCUUAUCUCAAUCAUACUUUGCUAACUCAUAAUCAUAAUAAUAAUAAUAAAGCUGUGUUGUUAUCUUUUUGGGGGUCGGUGGAAAUUUCCAGUCUGGCUCCUCCUGAUUGAUAUUUCCUGAAAAACAUGUUUAUUUUUUUGGGAGUCUGCAGCGUCGCUGUCUGGCUCCACCACCUGCAGAGAUGAUUGACAGAUUUACUGACUGCUGAACUGACUCAUCUGUCUGGCUGAAUGUGUGGCUACUAGGGCUGUAAAGUCCUAGUCGACCGGUCGAUUUAUUAGUCGAUGCGUGCUGAGUUGACCAAAGUUCUGAUUGGUCGACUCGAUUUUUUUCCACGUCAAUUUACAGUCUAUGGUUAAUUUCAUCAGGAGGGGAGUGCCAAGGGGUAAUGGGGGUGUUUUCAGAGCAUCCCCGUUUCACAGGUAACAGCUUGUCUCAGAACACCCCCCUUGUUUUCAACAUUUUGGGUUUGCCCAACCCACUGGAGACAGGAAGAUUGAAAAGCAUCAACAGAACCCAUGCGGCGUCCAGAAAAGAUAGAACUCUUGCGAUCAGCUGUGGAGUCUGGCGAUUGACACAUAAACUUGAAUGGUUACUUUUAGCUACGAUCCGGGAAGUGAUAUAUAUAUUUUUUUGUAGGACAUUAGGGGAAAGUCCCGCCUCCUUCACCUCUGAUUGGCUAGAAAAGCUGGAAAUGUCCUCACACACUCAAGCCAAACGUGGGCUGUCAGCUCUGUACAUCGAACAGUACAUUACAGAACGUUAACACACUUUUGAAUCUCCUAACCCUAAUCUGACAGACAAUGACAUUUCACAGCCAUUAGGGAUUUACCAAUCCAAGCCUAGCACCUCUAGCCAAUCAGAGGCGAAAGAGGGCCGGUCCUUACCCUACCAUCCUACAAAAAAAAAAAAAUCGCAUCUGGUAAUACGGCCUUUUCGUAGCCGUUUCGGCAUUGGAAAUUAUGGGUUAAUCAUUGUCCGGGAGUUUGCUGAACAUUUUAUUUUUAUUUUGAGCGUCUCAACUUGCCCUUUUGUGUUUAAUUGCCUCCUUUUGCUGAUAUCAGUAUAUUUUCACCGUAAAUCCCCCACUCCCCUCGAUUAGUCGAUUUUUGGUUGAAAUUUCAGGGUUUUAGUCAACGAAGAAAUUCUUUGGUUGAUCACAGCUCUAUUAAUCUGACUCAUCUGUUAGGCUUAACGUGUGCCCACUUAGCUGAAAGGAUGGCGAUCAGGAUAACUGGUCUAAUUUUGUAGAGUAAUUCCAGCUAUCUUUAAAAGAGGAAGGAGUAAAAGAAGAAAGAAAGCAGGACAAAUAUAAAAGGGAAGGAAAGAGAGAGUGAGUGAAUGAAGAAGUGGAUGCUCAGAGACAGAGAAGUUGGAUGAAUAGUAAGUGAAGUGGGUGUGAUGGUGGAGUGUCUGCUCUCAUCAGCGCUCAGUCUGUGCGGUCCACAUGGUGAUUUGGCGAGUGUGUCUAAAAAGGUCCAGAAGGAGCACAUGAAGAGUGCUGUGUGUGUGUGUGUGUGUGUGUGUGUGUGUGUGUGUGUGUGUGUGUGUGUGUGUGUGUGUCUGCAGACGAAGUGCGAUGUUGAGGUGAAACCCGCUCAUGUGUCAGACUUCGAGCGCUCGCCAUUCAUUUCCAUGCCCUUAUAAGGAGAGUCUCUACUGUCCUAGCAGAGCAUCCAUCCACAGCAUCUUCCAUCCUUCUGUUGCCAUGCAGGUUCUCCAGAGGAGGGAUGGGGGUCAGCACAGACAGAUGAGGACUAUUCGCAGUGACAGAUGGGACUGUGCCGCAGUAGAGCUCGCUGUCUUGAUGCGCUUGAAUUUUAUUUGUUGUUUUCCAUCAAAGCUGCGGCGACUGAAAAACCGGACUGUAUGUCAAAGCUUACAAAAUCACCGCCAGACCAUCAGAGCAUGAGAAAUUCAGACUCUAAUUUCAUGAGCAUUUCAUCAAAUUAGUGUUACCCAGAUCAUCAGGACGGCGUUUGGCGUUUUACUGCUGCAUAACCAGCUCUGCUGCACAUUUGGGUGUCAGCGUUAUUUACCCCAUUCAGAAGUGAACCUCUACAAACCAGCUUAAACCCUCAGUUACCUUGUUAGCCCCAAAUCCUGCUUUGGAGUGCAGACCUCCAGUAAGACCACAUAAGCCGUGGCAGAUGGGCAAAAACAUUUGGAGGCACAACACUCGCUGUAACCACCCAAAAGGAUAAGAGUGGGAGAUAAUGGAUAAUCUUAUUUACAUAAUUCCUGGUGUCAUGAUUUAAUUCAUUAUUGAUUACUAAUUUCAAGAAUUGAUCCCAGUUAUUGAGGCUUUAUUUUUGUGUUAUUAUAUUAGUCUCACUGGUUAAUUAUCUUAAAUUAAAGGCAGAUAUAAGACAGACGAACAAAAGUAGUCUCUGCCAGGUCAGGAAAAAACGUCAUGUCACACAUAGAUGCCAUGAUUCGUUAACUUUGAAGUUGUUGAACCUAAAUUGAACCUAAACACAUGGCUUAUUCCAUUAUUGCUAAUACGAUUACUCUGGUGUUACACGCUGUUUCUUGUGAAUGGACUGUUUUCCAGCCCUUAAGCUACUCAGCACUUUAUAACUGUUUUCUUCUUUUUCGCUCAGACCUCUCUGGUGGAGGUCAGUGUUUUAUGAGUUACUUUAACACUGGCUGAUGAUCUCCUGCAGGUGCACUGAGUGGACUUUGCCAACAAUAAUUUAAUUUACCUGUUUAUUGUUUGAAGUAGGGCUGCACGAUUUUGGCCAAAAAUAAAAUCCAGUUUUUUUUUUUCACUGAAAACUCGAUCCAGUCUUACUUCUGUUUGCUGUGUGCUAAUGUGCAAUUUUUUAUUUGUUAAUAAAUAAUAUUAAGUAAAUUUAUAUCUGUGUUAAUCUGUUACCUUUUUUUAACUGAGCUAAUGUCAAGCCUUAUGCCUUCACUCACAGGGCGAGGUAUACAGAUCAUUCAUUCAACCAUAGUAUUGGAUUGGUCUCAGAUAUCGGCCGAUAUGUUCAGCACAGGUAUCCGAUUGGAUCGGUGCAUCUCUAGAUUAACUUCUGCGUUUACUCCUGAAUUCAUUUCCGUGUGGACGGGUUGAUACUGCCUUCGGACAGACUUUGCAGCAGGGAGUGGUUUGCUCAUAGACUGUAUGUAGAAUGGACGCCGUCUGCCUUCUUGCUGGCCACUCCGAGAACAGCUACCUCUGGUGACAGGCUGCAGCAUAGGUCAGAAAUCCCGCCUCCUCCAGCAAUCCCUAUGGAGCUGUGGACAAACUUUAAAAAUUAAUGACACAGAAUGUAAAUGUUUCUCCCCCCUGCUUGUGAUGUUGACUUGUAGUUACUGUCAGACUGGUUUGAGCUCAAGUCCUCCUUUUUCUAUACAGCUCCAUUUUUAAAAGUUAUGGGGGGGUUCAUGUUUUCUAUGAUUGACACUUGAUACAGCCUAUGGGCGUUCAAGGAUUGUGUAGCUCACCCGGGGGGAUGCACUGUUUGAGCAAAGCGUCAUCACAGCGACUCUCAGCAACUCUCCCCCCACAUUCCUCCCGAGAGGAAAAUUGAUUUGACAAUUUAAAUUUUUUUUAACAUCAUCAUUAUCAAAUAAUCCGAUAACGAUUUAAAAUGGAUUAAUCGUGCAGCCUUAGUUUGAAGUUUUGGAGUUUGAAAGUGACCGAAAAAUGAGGAUUUUUUUCCCCUCUUCCUGAGCUGAGAGACAAGAGUCACACUGAAUUUGCACUCCUCUUUUUUUUAGACAGGAAGUGACAGCAUCAUCUUUUUCUGCAUUUUUCUGCAGUCAGGCUGGAGGGAGUUUGCACCAGAGUGACCAUUAGCAGCCGCAGCUUGUCAGGGGACAUUUAAUCCUCCAGUGAACAUGGAGCGGACAGAGCCUUAAUCAGCUUUAUUUGGUUAUAACAUAUAACAGACAAGGGUGUCGAUUUCAGCGUGGUUAAUUAUUUAGUGGUGUGUUUUCUGAUGGGGGGAAGGGUUGUGUUUGUUUGCUGAAUGCUUUUUUUUUUUUACAUGUCAGGAAAAUAGAGGAAGCGUGUAAAUGUGUCGAGGUGUACCGAGCUCUUCUGCUCAUAAAACUGCUGUAAGAUCGUUUUUCCUCGCUCUGUAGUAUCAUCUAUCAUCGCUCAGUCUGUAUCGAUUCUCACAUAGAUUCCUUCUUUUCUUUCGUUUCAGAGACAAAGAACAAAGCGGAUGAUAUAGACAGCGAGCCAAAGUCUUCCACCAGAGACGGUACGGGAUGAUGCACACACAUAAAAACACUCCAACUAACAGUUUUUUGGGCAAGUGAAGUCAUGCCUCAAAACGACCAUGCUCUAAGCUGCUGCUGCUGCUGCUGCUGAGGCACAUCAGCCCAGCAACAAUGUCGAGGUUUAGAUGAUUACAGUGAGGAUUAGUCUGCACUUGUUGUAUUAAAGCCCAAAACUUUCUGCUCUGAAAGCUGCUGAGCUGUUUGUGCUCAGGACUGUAAAAAAACGAGGCGGUGGACCAGGAGAACAGAAAUCAAAUAACCGGAAAUACUCUGGAUACAAAAUCUCAAGUGGGAUCGCUUUGAUUUUAGUGAUAUUAAAGAUAAUGUUAUUACCGGCACCCAGUAUUAACAGAUAGCAUAAACAGUAGAAAGUAGAAGGUCAAAGUUUCCACUCUGUCUGACUCAGCUGCAUCGAUAAGAAGUCAUGAAAUAGGAACCGAGCAGACGAGAAAAUUCUCUGUGCUUCUUCCUUCCCCGUCUGGGAUCGAGGCUGGUGAGUGCAGACAGGAAAGUGUCACGUAACAGAAACCAGCUUCUGUCUCUCUAAAGCUUAUCAUACAUGUCAGAUAAUUAAUCCAAUUGUUAUCCUGUAACUGUUAUUCAAAAAUCAGAGUUUGCAUAGACGGUCACACACCUAAAUGAAACUGCAAAGGCACCAAAAGAGUUUUAUUUGUCAUUCCAGUCUGCAAGAGAAAAGAACGAAACUAGGAAUCAUAAUAAAAUCAACAUUAAUUGUGCAUUAAAAAUAUAACAAUGGUGUUUACAGCAGUUUUAACCUAUAUAAAGAUAAUAUUUACAAUCGACCUAAUCUAAAACAAAGUACACACGGGGUAAUUGGAGUGCAAACAGGCCUGAAAAGGUAGAGCUAAACUGAAGGUAGAUGUCUCUGCGUGCUUUUUUCGUUUGAUAUUUCUAGAUAUCUUUGUGUCCAUUGUUAGUCAUCAUUUGAAAACACUUAAAGGCAUCAAAAUAAACACCAUUUCAUCUUCUGACUGUGUUGAACUGAGGUCAAACACUUGAUUUAAGAUCCAGUUCUGUUUUUGACUUUUUAAACACCCUACAUAUGAAACCAUAAAACGACAAGGGGAAUUUUUUUUUAUAACAAAAGAGGAAACCACAGGAUAGAUGUUGAAUCAUUGACUAAUUAUCACACAUUCCAGUGUGUGAGAGUGAAGGCCUCAUUAACACAGCCUCACAGACGGCUCUUUAAAAGUUUCUCAACAGUUAAACAUUUCAUGACAGAUAAACGCUCCUGCGACUGUGUUAUGUUUUUUGUUUUUUGCUUUUUAAUUCAGCGAUUAAUCUCCUGUUUGAACCUGUAUUCAUUUCAUUUUAACUUGGACUUCCUGAGAGAUGAGUAGCCUUUGAAAAAGCUGAUUUCUUACUGGAAUACUCACCUUUUUGGGGGGCGUCAGUAUUCAGUCAUGUGUGUGUUAUUCUUGCUCAGAGUAGGGUCUAGAUUAACAGCCCACCUGUUGUAGGAUAAGUCCUGUAAUUCAUGGUUGUAGCGAUAGAAGAGACACAAAAAGAAAGAGGAUGGAGAAGGUAGAGAAGGUGUCUGAUUGCGCCCUAACCUCGACUGGUUCCUGAGAAGGGGGUCCUGAUAACUGAAAUUAGAUCUGGACUCUGUGUUCCUCUCUAUCAGUACUUUAUCCAUAAAUAGUAGCCUUAGCAUACCAGAGAGCAGGACAGCUUCGUUUUGACACUCCCCACUGUAAGAAAGCUACCUGGAAAACUCGCUGCAUUCACGCCACACAUCUCAAAUGACUCACAGCCAUAAACGAGCUCUCUGGAGGUUGUGUCGGAAAUGACAAAUAAAUGAUUUCCCCUAAAGGUGACAGUAUAUGGGAGGUUUUACUCUGGACACACUUAAUACAAUAAAUGAGAAUGCCCCGUUCCCACUGUCACAUGACUCUUUGGUGUGUCAUGAAAACAAACAAUCAAUUAAGGAUGUUGCUGGAAAUUCCUCUGGUAGUUGUGAGAGACAGAACAGACAGAGUUUGGGUGGUUACCUGAUACCUGAGGGUGGAAAAACCAGAGUUCUCCACCUCAGGCGCAGACAAGCAGGUCUGUUAAGAAACGAGUCGUAGCCGCAGGUUAAGGUUUGUCUGCUGCAGCACGUGUCGUGUACCUACUCUAAUCCCUGUUAUUACAUUAAAGCUGCAGUGCCCCCUUCUGGUAGAUUCUUAUACUUGAAAACUCCUUUAUAUUAAUAAUCAUCCACGUUAGGAGAUUUAUGACACUUUCCCAAGAGUCGCAGCUGUUCCUAUUGCUGCCUCUCUGACUGAUAAUCACUCCUGUUUGAGUUUGAGGAGUGCAGACGGGAUGAAGGGUGAAUACCAUGGAGGGAAAUAGCCCACACUUUGCUGCAGGCUGUGCAGAAAAAUGCAGUGUGAUUAUCAUGUGCAACUCGCAGCACAAUGUCUCCUCUGUUGUCACUUCACACUAUGAAUUAUAAAAGUCAAAAGAGGUUAGUUCUGUGUGUGUGUGUGUAAAUCUGCAGCCUUAAUGAAACUGGUUAAAACACUAUUUCUCUAAAAUCAGAUCAACUUUUAUUUUCCAGUUUAAUGUCAGCUUUAAUCCUCUGAACCUGCCGAUGUUAUACUGUUAUACUCUACUGUGAUGCCUCCCUUUUACCGUAAUCAUGACCCUAUAUUAUGCUUAAGGUCUGCAGUGAUUACAGAGUGCGUGACCACCCUCCAUGGCUCAGGAGGUAGACAUUUUCCUGGGAAUUGCUACCUUCUCACUGUCUUCUCCCUCCAAUAAAAACCUCCAUUGAGUGUAACUGCCAGUUAGGGCUUCAUCUGAGUGUUUGGCCACGUUUAGAGAGACCUGAAUCCAGAUGAGUCCGGUGUCCGGUUCAACAGCUCAGGAGUUUUAUUCUUGUGAAAUGUUCGGAAACAUAUUGCAUUCACUUACAAAAAAAAAGGGAACUUUUUUUUGGAAUAAUUUUUUUGUCUUUGUGUUUUCUGACAUUUUUUUUUUCCUGACUAAAUGAGAUACUUCAAAAUCCUGCGAGAAUCUUAUACAAUCAGAUCACAUUAACCACCGCGGCUGCUCCAAAUCUGCAUGUUCUCCAGCUCAUAGAUAACUUCGACUAACUUCAAGUAAAGUAUGUUUUUAUUUAAAUCCUGAGGCGCCUGCACAAAGUAGACAAACUUAUAAUAAUUCCAUAUAUCUGACUAAAAGAAAGGAGGAUCUACCGGUGUCCAGACCCAAAAGAAAGUCAAACUUGAUUAAACUAAAAAAGUGGGCCGUGUUUGCUUCCAAUAAAUCGAACAGAGGGAGAUGAGAGCAUCUGUUUUUAAAUUAUCAUGAUCCCAGAGAAUAAAAAAAACAUUUGCCUGACAAAUGGAAAAGAAAAAGAAAUUGUCCAAAAAACGAAAAAAAGAAAAAAAAAACUCUGAAAACCAGAAAAAAUCAGCCCAAAAACAGAAAAGGAAAAAAAAAUAUCUGAAAAACAUAAAAGAAGUAAUAAUACUCUGAAAAACAGAAAAAAAAUUGUCCAAAAAACAAAAAAGGAAAAAAUAUUCCAAAAAACAGAAAAGAAAAAAAUUGUCCGAAAAACUAAACAGAAAAAAAUUACUCUGAAAAAAAGAAAGUAUACUCUCAAAAACUGAAAAGAAUUUUUUUUUUUGAAAAACAGAAAAAAUAUAUUCUCCAAAAGACAAAAAAAGGAGAAAAAAAAAACUGAAAAACAGGAAAAGAAAUUAGUCUGAAAAACUGAAAAGAACAAAAAUUGUCUGAAAAACUGAAAAAAAAGGAAAGAGAAAAACAUUACUUGGUAAAACAGAGCUUUUUUUCAGUAUUAUUUUUGGUGAAAGCAAUACACUACACAACUAAAGCACUGAUGUCUAAGUUCUGUUUCAGUUGCAUCUCCAUCCCAACAGGAUCCAUGACUGAAUUGUUUGAUGUCUUUGUAUUCAUGUCUGUUUUUUUCACUGUUGUAUUUUGACCAUCAGGUUUGCUGGAAUGGGUAACCUGCUAAAAGUCCUAACAAGGGAAAUAGAGAACUAUCCACACUUUUUCCUGGACUUUGAAAGUAAGUCUGGCAAAGGAGAGGAAGAGAUGGAUGGAGACAGAGGUGUGGGGGUGGAGGGGGGGUGUAACCAGCUCAGCUGUUUCCUUUCCGUCAGCAGGUCUUUGCUCUGGAUGACGAAACCCUGAAGCUUCUGCUUCUGUCUUCUACCUUUUUCCACCUUUUCUUUCACCGGGGUCGUGACCGUCUGCUCCUCCUGUUUCCUCCACUUCCUCCAUUACCUGUCGAUGACUUUUUAACAUCACACCUCCUUUUUUUUCUUCUCUUUCUGUAUUUACUGUCUUGCAGAAACCAAAUGGGGAAUCUGUUAAAAGUGCUCACUUGCACAGAGCUUGAACAGGGGCCAAACUUUUUCCUUGACUUUGAAAGUGAGCACAGCUUCUGUCUGUCCGUCUGUCUGUCUUUCUGCUUCGUCAGCCCCCUCUCCCUUCUUCAUCCCUGAUUCAUUUUUCCUCUAACCUCUCCUUAGCUGCUCUGACUGGUCAGGGGUCAGCCUAUUCAGCCAUUAUAAUGUCAACCUUUCACCCCUGGAUGUAUAGUAGCUCAGGAUUGAGGUUUUAAAAUCCUUUCAUUGCAUGCCAACUUAAAAAAUAAAUGGAGCUGACCCCUAACCUUUGCCGUCUGCUUGUACUAACUCGUCUGCAUGCAUGCUCUUAUAUGUGCUUAUAUUGUAAUCACAUUAUCCUGCAUACAUGUGGAAUAAUGUGAUUGAUAACCCAUUAUUAUUAGCUCAAGUUUAUAGCGUUUGGAAAGUUAGGAGAGAUACAGAAUAUUAAAUCCUCAGCUUUACUGCUCUGCUCCUACUGUUUACGCCAAAUAGUCAAAUUAACUCAAUGUUAGCGGCAAAAGAAAUCUCCUUUGGCCUUUCUUUGCUUGAACCUCCUACAGCGAAAAAACACAAUACGCCUCCACAGAGGCAUUUCAGCGCUCUCACACUGCAGCCAACCUCAGGCUUUGUUUACUCUGCAAAGAGGAAAUGAUGGAAGUGGAAAGGUUUUAAAAUGCGAAACAGACUCCAGACUCACACUUUUAUUAUGAUGCUCUACAUUUAGAGCUCUUCUUCUUCUUCUUCUUCUUCUCCCUGUGGUCACCAUAACCGAAACUUGUUACUAAAGAAUUCCUUUAGGAUCAUGACGAUGACGUUUCUGGCUCUGAAAAUGUUAAAAGUCUUUAGAUUCUGCAGCGCCAGCUAAACUCAGGCCUGCAGAGCAAAAUAAAUAUUUGACGCCAUGCAGAGUGAAACAAAAACUUUGACUAGUAGAGACGCGGCUGAGCUCAGAAAACCUGUUUAUUUGCGCUAAUAUUUCAGAUGUACUUUGGAUGAACAUUGUGAGUCAAGAGUUCAACAAACCUUUUUAUUUUUAGAAAUAUUUCACUGUAGAUCUGUCUGUUUUUUUGGCACAUAUUGCACAUCCCUAAAGAAGUUUAUCAACAGUCAACCUCACUUGACUUUACUGUCAAGUUUCUGACGCUGACUCUGAGAUAACACAGAGGUUUAAUCAUUAAACCGGUGCAGAGCUGCUCUGAGAGAAACGAUCAAUGUCCGAGGUUUGCCUUUCAAAUUAAAAGCGUCACUUUGAUAAGUAAGGAGGCAAAUAUCGGCGGCUGACUGUUGAUAAACUCAUGUGGAUGUCCUGUAUGGUGGUUUUCUGUGCUGGCUGUUUUUGUCGUCACCUGUGAGCUUUUAGUGGAGACAAAAACAGCUGUGAUCCCCCCAGUGAGUGUCCGUCAUGAUUGCAACCCCUCUUGGUAUCAUUUGAAGCCCUUUCACAUCAAGAUGCUGUUUAAAAUAAAUAACUUAAAGAUCAUUGUUUGUGUUUAUAUUCAUGAUUCACUCCUCGAAAAAAAUCUUGAUGUGAAAAGGAGUAAAUCUAAGACUUGACUGUGAUGGUAGAGAAGCAUGAAUGUGUCCGUUAAGUUCGUAUGUGUGCGCUCCCAUGUGUGUACAUUUACAUAUCUGUGUUUGUUAGAUGCACAGCCGACAGAAGGAGAGCGGGAGGUGUGGAACCAGGUGAACUCAGUCCUCCAGGACUCUGAGAGCAUAUUAUCGGGCCUGCAGGCGUACAAAGGAGCCGGUCAGGAGAUUAGAGAUGUAAGAACAUGCAAGAUCACUCACCCUCAGACACGACGUUACAAACAGGAAAAUGUGCAUGUGAAAUAAACACCUAUAUUCUAUCUGUGUUUAAACAUGCAAAAUGUCUCUUAUUUAACUCAAAGAUGCUCUCUAACUGUUGUGUUACUUAAUUUGUUCGUCCCAGGCGAUUCAAAACCCAAACGACUUCACGCUGCAGGAGCGAGCCUGGAACUCCGUGUGUCCACUCGUCAUCAAACUCAAGAAGUUUUACAGUUUUUCCCUCAGACUAGGUAUGGACUAGACUUACCGUAUUUUAGAGAUAUUAAUUUACUGUACUGUGCAUGUCAACACUUAUACCCAACCUAACCUCUCCUCUGUCUGUGUUCCUGCGUCUGCAUGUUUGUGUUUUUGUUCCUGUGUGCAGAAGAGGCUCUACAGAGUUUGUUGGAGUGCUUGACCUGUCCGCCCUUCACGCCCACUCAGCACCUGGAGAGGGAGCAAGCGCUGGCUAAACAGUUCGCUGAGAUCCUCCACUUCACUCUGCGCUUUGACGAGCUGAAGGUCUGCUGGAAACACUCACAGUUUCUCAGAAUUUAUUCUCCUUUUAUAUGACAGUGAAUCGUUGAGGAAUAAAUGCCUGAGCUUUCCAACUUCUUUCAGAUGAGAAUUCCCGCCAUUCAGAACGACUUCAGCUACUACAGAAGAACCAUCAGCCGAAACAGAAUAAACAACAUGAAUGUGAGUGAUUCAGAGAUUGUGUGAAAGCUUUGGGACGCUGUAUCCUUCCUGACGACUUCUUUUAAAAAACUCUAAAAAACAGAAAUAAAUUAGUCCAAAAAACAGAAAAGGAAAAAAAAAACUAUAAAAAAAUUUGUAAAACAGAAAGAAUUUUUUUUUCUUAAAGACAGAAAAAAUCAGACAGAAAACAAAAAAAGAAAAGGUUAAAAAAAAAAGAAAGAAAGAAAAGAAAAAUCUGAAAAACAGAAAAAUUAGUCUAAAAAAUAGAGAAAGAUUAUUUUUUAAAAAAAACAGAAAUGAAAAGAAAAAAUGUCAUGAAAACAGAAAAAAAGAAAUGUCUGAAAAACAGGAAAGAAAAAAAGGCCAAAUAAUAGAAGAAAAAAAAACCUCUGAAAACCUGAAAAAAAAUUGUCCAAAAACAGAAAAGGAAAAAAAAGAAAACAGAGAAAAUAGUCUGUAAAACAGAAGAAGAAAAAAAACUAAAAAAACAGGAAAAAAAUUAGACCGAAAACAGAAAAGGAAAAAAAAAGGAGUAUAAGGUGAGAAAGAAAAUAAAUGAUCAAAUAGUUAUGAUAACAAUCAAUAAAAAUAAUAAAGAUAAAUUACACUGUAAGUUAUCCUGAACAUACAAUGUAAAGAAAGAGUACUGCAAAAAAAAAAAAGGGUCCAGAAAGAGAAAUACACAUUAAAUUGAAACAAUGGGGAAGAAAAUAAAAAUAAAAACAAAUAAUGUAAAAAUUGAAUAAAUAAAAUGGAAUAUUUAAGAUCAGCACUGUUCAACAAAUGUGCAGAUUUAAGUACACUGUAGCCAGGUUGGGUUAGGAAUAAUCCCACUUUGUGAUGGUACUGACCUCUUCUUUAUCGCUGUUGUGUGUUUCUGUUCUCACAGUUGGAUAUUGAAAACGAAGUCAACAACGAGAUGGCCAACAGGAUGUCUCUGUUCUACGCCGAGGCCACGCCCAUGCUGAAAACGCUCAGCACUGCGACCACGAACUUUGUGACAGAGGUAUUUACGUCGUGAUUAAAAGGAACGAACUAGUUUCAUGUUUUUUUAACAAUGAAGAUACAUUCUUUAUCUAAUUUUCAUGUGUGUUUUGUAGAAUAAGACUCUUCCUCUGGAGAACACGACAGACUGUCUCAGCACCAUGGCCAGCGUCUGUAAAGUCAUGCUGGAGACACCGUGAGUCAAGACCAGUAACUUAAAACAAACAUGUAGUCUGAAUUUAUUACUACUUCCUUUAUUGUUGCAUAUUUGACAUCUUUUAAUGGAGGUCAGUGCAGACAUACAAGUUCAGUUCUUACUAGAUGCAUCAUUAGAUAUAUUUGCUACCUAAAACCAGAGAUCACACUCCCAAAGAUUCAACUUUGCAGUUCAAAAAUUAUCGGUUCAUUAAAUUUCCAGAGUGCUAAAGUGUUACUUGGCCCUUAAAUGGUCACUGACAAGGACAGCACAGUUUGGUUAAGAAGGAGAAAGAGAUCUAGCAUCCUAAGGGUCUGUUUUUAACGUCUGCCCUCCAUCCAAGAACAGCCGCCACCUUCACACAGAGACAUAGAUCAGGGAAACAGCACCACCUGCAGGCAGGGAGGCGAAACAGAACAUUUAAACCCAUAUAUCAGCAAAUAUUGCUCAAACAUGUCAGGAGUAAAUCCUUCAUUAGAAAAAAAACUGUAGAUUUCUAUAUUUCUCUCUUCUUUGUUCCUUUAUUUCUCUCUUUCUUCCUUUCCCCUCCUUUGAAGGGAAUACUCGAGUCGCUUCAGCAGCGAGGACACGCUCCUGUUCUGCAUGAGGGUCAUGGUGGGAGUCAUCAUUCUUUACGACCAUGUCCACCCCAACGGCGCUUUCAACAAGUCCUCCAAGAUAGAUGUGAGACGCACACACACUUACACACACCUGUACAUGUUUUAACUUCACAAACAGCGUCACUGCGGAGGAGGUUUGUGAUGCUGUUCUCGAAUCGCUGACUGUGUCCAUUUCUCCUCAGAUGAAAGGAUGCAUAAAAGUCCUGAAGGACCAGCCGGCGGACAACGUGGAAGGUCUCCUAAACGCCCUCAAGUAGGUCACCUCCUCCUCUCAACUUUGUAAUAUUGUGCAUAGAAGUAACAACUGUAUGUUUAUAUGUGGUUUCCUCCCUGGAUUUGUGGAUGCAGUGACAAUCUGUGCUCAUCGAUUUCUGGUUUCUGGUUUCUGGAGGUGACCCAUGCAGUGACGACCAAUACAGAGACAUGUCCGUUUUCAAUACAGUGUCAAAAGAUCAGAGUCAUAAAGUUACAGUUUCCAACCAAUUUCUUUAAAUCUUUUAUUGUGUACUGAAAACAAACUUUUGUGCACACACAAUUUCACUCCCUACUUUCACCUCUGAGUAUCUCAGCCUCAGCAGAAAUGUCUGUUUUUAUACCCAGUCAAUCCUGCUGCUAGUGAACCUGAUUGGUUGAGAGAUGUUCCUCAAGGUGUUACUUUUUAGUAAGCUUUUGAAAUAUGUUGCUGGCAUCAAAUAAAACAUUUUUUUUUAGAUUUGUGCAGAGGAGGAUUAGGGCCACUGGAGGGAAAAAAAAGGUCCAAUAUUUCUUUAUUAUUAUUCUGAGAAAAAAAAGUCAGAAUUCAGCCUUUUUUCUCAGAGUAAUAAUUAUUUUUUUUGUUUUUUUUUCAGUGGCCCAAAUCCUCUUCCGUAGAUAUGUGUCUUUGCUCUUUUUACAGUUCAAAUAAGGGCAUGAAUCACAUGCGAACUGCCUUGUUAGCACCCGAAAUGUAACAAUGACCCAAAAUGUCAUCUAAAAAAUGUAAUAAAAGCCCAAAAUGUAAUAAAAAAGAUGUAAUGUAACCUAAAAUGUAACAAGUUGCUACAUUUUGGGCUCAGUAUCUUGUUACAUUAUUGUUACAUUUAAGGUUUUAUUAAAUUUUUUUAAUAAUGUUUCAGGUCAUUGUUACAUUUCGGGUUGUGAGUUAUUUGAUGCUUUGCUCAAUAACUUUGUCACAAAACUCUCAGUCUCCUUUUUGCCACAUGAUGGACUCAGAUUUUCUUGAUAUGGACUUCGUAUCUGAAACAAACUAAAAAAACCGAAAAUUUACCGAUACCGAAAUUUACGACAAUAACCAACGUCAUUUUGCCCAUAUCGGUAUAUUCUGUUUCAAAACAAUACAUAAAUCAAAGUUGGUUUUGGAUGUGUGUAGGUAGGCUAUGGUCUCAUGUCCUUUUAAGAGACGUGACUCCACCCCAUCCAGUCCGUAACAAAGAGGGAAAGACAGGUGAGGAGAUGGAGGACGGUUCAAAAGUUGGAGCGGCUGAAGUAGACGAAGUUAAUGUGGGAGGGGGUGAGCAGCUUGUGGAGCAGUUAUCGUCCGUUUAUCGUUCUCGAGGUGGACUGCUCAAUAUAUCGUGAUCUUGAUUUCAAACCAUAUCGCCCGUCCCUAGGAGAAAAUCUUAUCAUCGGUUCUUGGACUAGCAAGCUGUCUCGAUGUUUCACCGUCUUAUUUUCUUUCCCUCCUCUUUAGAUUCACCACAAAACACCUGAACGACGAGUCCACUCCGAAGAACAUCCGGACGAUGCUCCAGUAACGUUUCUUUUUCUCUAUAAAUAGAUAUGAAGAGGAUCAAUGCUCUGACCUCAAAUAAGAUGUAAAUGUUUACAAUAUUUAAAAAAAGACUUGGUGUUAAUACUUGUGUGUAUUUGCAUAGUCAUUCCCUCCAAGCAGAAUAUGCAUCCUCUACUUAGAAACAAUCUGAAAGCUGUCAAAGCACAAACUACGGAUACCUAUCAGCCUUACGUGAUAAAACUGUGGACUUGGAAAUAAACAAAGGAGGCAGCAUAAAAAAAAAAGGCCUUAACGAAUCUUUUCAAUCUCUCGACAACAGAAUGAGUUCAACGAUCAGGUUUUAAUCCAAAUCAACCUUAAAAUCGAUGUUUUUGAUAUAGUUAACGUUUUAAUUUCAAAGAGGUUCUUGUUUAUAUGACAUUAACAGACGUUUCACGAAAUGUAUUCGAAUAAAAGAAGUUGUGUGUUGUUGUGUUUUCACUUAUUUAAGUUAAACGGAUAAAUCAAUCAAAAUGUUCGAAUGCGCAUUUUGUCGCAGUGAAGGGCUAAAUGUCGAGAGCAGAUAAGGGAUUGAUCGGUGUGUACGUUUUUGCUCAAAGCAGAAGUGUUUUCUCUUUUUAUAGUCAGCUGUUGUAUUUUGUAUUUUUGUUGUUUUCAUACUCCGACAACCUUUUACAGAAAGAAAAAUCCACUGUGAACAUUAAAACUUUGAAGCACGUGAAGAAAGAUCGGGUAUGUCAGUUCGUUUGGAGUGAAACCGGGACGUGAAUCCAAUCAAACCUCCUCGAUGUUUAUCAAACUGUUCUUAACGGCUUUUGUAUUAAACUUCAAAAUGUUUUAUUCUGAACAAAGGGUAUGUGCUUCUUUACAGAGCGGAUAAUUAUCUAUUCCUAAAUAAAUCGAAGGACUAACUCACACAAGAAGUCCGUUUUUCACACUUUUAUAAGCUGCCUUAAAUCGGACCGCUGAAGUGACUUCUCCUCUGUGCUGUAAUGAUCGUACUCUCCCCUCUCUGGACUAACACGACACUCGUAUUUCACGCAUUUGCAACAACAAAAAGUCGGACAAUCUCCUCUGCGAGUUUCAUUCGCCACUUUCGGUUAGUUUUCCUGUUACAACCUGUGAUCUGUGGGUCACUAUGGAGACAUUUUCUGCCUUACAAACCUGUGAAACAUCUAAAAACAUCGUUUUUUCUCUUCAUUCUGAAGCCAUAGAGUUUACUCACAGAUCCACUCACAUCAGCUGGUUCAUAUUAAAUCAACAUCAGGUAUUUGUUUUUCCCCCCUCUUGUAUUUAGUAAUAUAUUUGUGUGUGUGAGCCGUGCUUUGAAUGCAAACUGUACGUGGUGGAGACUGAGACGGAGAGUGAGGUUUAAUAUGAGUGAUAAUGAUAUUUCAUAUCUGACUGAAGAGAUCUGUCGAGCUGCCCCCCGCCCCCUUUUUACCACAGAUAUGCUACUGUUCGGUGUUUGCAGGAUGUUUUAAAUUCUGAGACGAAAAAAAUCAGUUUGUAUUUUGUUUAUUUUCUUCGUCUUAAACUGACACUUGUUUAAUAUUCUCAGAGUCCACACUCACUGUUUGUUCAUCGCUUUGGCUUUGUAUUGCUAAUUGAAUGGGAUGUGUGGAUUGGAUAAUAAAGGUGGUACAUUUCUUAAACGUUUA